Odontomachus brunneus is the source of this 1755-nucleotide messenger RNA. Its product is annotated as glyoxylate reductase/hydroxypyruvate reductase. Gene Ontology annotation, molecular function: hydroxypyruvate reductase (NADH) activity; NAD binding; hydroxypyruvate reductase [NAD(P)H] activity. The transcript is spliced from 4 exons. NCBI's taxonomy places the organism in Eukaryota, Metazoa, Arthropoda, Insecta, Hymenoptera, Formicidae. Bases 460 to 1554 code for a protein of 364 amino acids. The record is from RefSeq and is a predicted model, not a curated record. Gene Ontology annotation, cellular component: cytosol.
UACUAUUUGGCAAGUACAUGCCCGUCUGAUCAGCCGUUGACUCAGACUACGAGUCGCCGAUGAGAAUGGUGGCGACUCAUAGCGAAGACUUUAUAAUUAAUCAAAGUAACUUGAACCAUUGACAAAAGUUUGUCAAUAGAUUGCCUGGCACUAUCCAACAGUGCUGUUGGAAGACAAGAAGAGAGAAACUUUGCGGUAAUGCAGAUAGGUUAAGAGAGACCGUUAUCACCAACUUACCAAAGGUUUGAGUCUUGACUGACUCGUUACCUCAAAGAGACGGUCUUUACGGAAUCUCGCCCAACUCGAAUAUAACACAGCAACAACAACAGAUGACAUAUAUCAAGGACACAUUGAUUUUUUAAUUUAGCACUUGAUAAAGUGCAUUUUGCUUAAAAAGAAGCAUCAAACAGAUUAUAGUGAGGUUAGUUUGCUUAUUUCGUUAAUUACGUUCGCGAAAUUAUGAUAGUCACGAAUCUCUCACGCUUUUUUAAGCAAAGCAAAAUACUUACUCUGACAAGUAAAAUCACCUCGACGAUUUAUGAUUGUCCAGUAGUCCAAAUGUCGAAUUCAGGCAAAAUGAGCAAGCCUAAAGUUUUGAUCACAAGGCCGGACAUACCAGCAACCGGCUUAAAUAUGCUACGUGAACGGUGUCAAAUUGUACUAUGGGAGAAAGCCGAGCCAAUACCGCGGUCGGAAUUAUUAUCUAGGAUACGUGGGGUAGAUGCCAUAUACUGUGUUCUAACAGAUAAAAUAGAUGAUGAGGUUCUUGAGGCUGCAGGUCCUCAAUUGCAAGUUGUAGCAUCUAUGUCAGUAGGUAUCGAUCACCUGGAUCUGAAAGCGUUGAAGAGAAAGGGAAUUAGAGUUGGUUACACCCCAGGUGUCCUGACAGAUGCUACAGCAGAGCUGAUUGUAGCUCUCUUAUUAGCGACUUCGAGGAGACUACUGGAAGCAAAUAGGGCAAUUUACAAAGGCGAAUGGAAAGCCUGGUCGCCGACAUGGAUGUGCGGUCCAGGACUGUCAGGCUCAACUGUGGGUAUUGUCGGUCUGGGUAGGAUUGGUCUGCGAGUCGGCGAGUUCCUCAAAAGUUUCAACGUCGCUAGAUUAUUGUACACGAGCAGAACAGCCAAGCCGGAAGCGUCGAAAUUUUGCGGCGAAAGAGUAGAGUUGAACGAUUUACUCCGUGACAGUGAUUUUGUCGUUGUGACGACAGCGCUGACACCUGAAACGAGACACAUAUUCAACGCCGAGGCCUUUGAGCGAAUGAAGAGUACAGCCGUAUUCGUGAACGGAAGUCGCGGAGAGGUAGUGGAUCAAGCAGCAUUGAUAGACGCCUUAAAAAAUAGAACAAUUGCGGCCGCUGGUUUAGAUGUCACGACACCUGAGCCGAUACCUCUAGAUAGCGAACUCCUGCAACUGGAUAACUGUGUGGUUUUGCCUCAUAUAGGAAGCGCCACCAUGGAAAGUAGAGAAGAAAUGUCUAGAAUUACAGCAAACAAUAUUUUGGCUGUCCUAAGUGGAACACCCGAAGCUAUGCCUGCACAAUUUAAACUAUAAAUAGACUAAGCUUUUGACACAAUGGUGAAUGCACUGGAUGAGUCAUUCAUCAGUAAUACUUGAAUGUUUUUCCUGGACUUAAAAAUAUUUGUGUAUACAUAGCAUAUAGUCUGUAUGGUAAACUAAAAGUGACAAAUCAUGAUUUAUUUUUUUUUAAUAGUGUAGACGAUAUAUUCAUAUAUAAAUAUAUUUGUUACUAUA